Hyphopichia burtonii NRRL Y-1933 is the source of this 537-nucleotide messenger RNA. Its product is annotated as Mg-dependent acid phosphatase. The coding region runs from base 1 to 537 and encodes 178 amino acids. Lineage: Eukaryota; Fungi; Ascomycota; Pichiomycetes; Serinales; Debaryomycetaceae. The record is from RefSeq and is a predicted model, not a curated record. Gene Ontology annotation, molecular function: acid phosphatase activity. The transcript has a single exon.
AUGACACGGUAUGAGUAUCCUGCGGUGGUGGUGUUUGACUUGGACUACACGUUGUGGCCAUGCUGGUGUGAUACGCACCUUUCGCCGCCGAUCAAGCCGGUUUCCAAGACCCGAGUAGUUGAUCAUUACGGGAUGGAAUUGUCAAUGUAUAAGGAUGUUGAAUCGAUAAUGGUUGAAUUAGAAGCCAAUGGGGUGGAGAUUGUGGGAGCCAGCCGUACGGCCACUCCCCGGAUAGCACAGGAGCUAUUGAGCCGGUUGCAUAUCAACGGGAAACCGUCGAUGAAGUAUUUUGCCAAUCUUCAAUGGGGGCAAGGAACUAAAACCAGACAUAUUCUGAGAGCAGCCAAGGAGUUGGGCAUGACAAAAGAGUUGGAGGCAGGGAUGUUUAUCUUGUUUGAUGACGAAUGGAGAAACCGAGACGUUGAAUCCAUAAACUGUCAUUUUGGACAUAUAGUCGAUGAACGGAAAGGAUUAACUCGGGAAAUCUUUGAAAAAAAAUUAAUUGAAUGGACCAAACUACAGAAUGAACAGCAUUAA